UCAACAAUGUCUAUCCCCCAGACCGCACGCGCAGCUGUAAUCGUCCAGCUCAAAGAGGAUUUGGUGCUCCGGAACGACUAUCCUGUUAAGCAACCCGAGGCCCUGGCUCCAGGAGAAUGCCUUAUCAAGUUGGAGUACGCGGGGUGCUGCCAUUCGGAUUUACAUGCGAAGAACGGAGACUGGCUGAAGAAACCUAAUAUUCCUGUCGUCGCCGGCCAUGAAGGAGUUGGGUGUAUUGUUGCUAUUGGGCCCAAUCAUAGCCCUGACGUUGGCUUCAAAGUGGGAGAUAGAGUGGGCACGAAAUGGGUUGCGAAUGCUUGUUUGAAAUGUGAACAGUGCUACCUCGGGAAUGAUGCGCUUUGUACUGUCGCUGACACGCACUGCCAUGGAUUUCGACUGGAUGGGGCAUUCGCUGACUACAUUGUGUCAUUUGUUGACUAUGUUACUCCAAUUCCCGACGAGCUUCCAAGCGAUGAAGCAGCGCCUAUCUUAUGUGCUGGAUUGACUGUGUACAGAGCGUUGAAAGAGUCUAGGGCGAGAAUCGGUAAUUGGAUAGCCAUUUCCGGGGCUGGUGGUGGACUGGGUCAUCUGGCUAUCCAAUAUGCUGUAGCCAUGGGCUUACGUGUCAUAGCCAUCGAUACCAGCGACGAGAAGAGGGAUUUGUGCCUUUCACUGGGAGCUGAGACGUUCAUUGACUUUAUGAAGGGCAAGGACCUUGUUGAGGAAGUCAAGCACGCUGCAGGCGGUCUUGGUCCUCAUGCUGCGCUCCUCGCCGUCGGUGAUCCAAGGCCUUUCAAUCAAGCAUUGAUGUAUUUGCGCAAGGCUGGGACAAUGGUUUCUGUAGGUAUGCCACCUGGACAGGCGACACUGAAUGUUCCCAUUGCCCUAUUGGUUACGAAGGGGCUUAAGAUCGUGGGGUCGGCGACUGGCAACCAACAAGAUACCCUUGAAGCAUUGGAUCUCGCCGCCCGGGGGAAAGUGAAGUGUCAUUUCGAAGUCAAAGAUCUCACAGAAGUGAACAAUGUUUUCGCGGAUAUGGAAGCUGGGCGGUUAACCGGUCGUAUCGUUUUUAAGAUUUGAGAUGGAAGAAGUUCCAUAUCCGAGCACGGCGCCACCAUGAUGGUACCUAAUGUUUUGAAAUUUAUUUUCAUUUCAUCUUUUCAUCGCUUUGGGACAGUCUUUACCGUCUUUCCGGACGCUCCGACGUUCCGAAUCUCUUCCCGACAGCACCAGGUUGGCUGAAGUCGACCUUGGGCUCGACAUUCCUAGUGCUUGACAAGCUUGAAGCUUGAGCGCUGAGCAACCAGCGACGUUAAUCUUUGC
Messenger RNA from Guyanagaster necrorhizus, 1323 nucleotides. Its product is annotated as mannitol-1-phosphate dehydrogenase M1PDH1. Gene Ontology annotation, molecular function: alcohol dehydrogenase (NAD+) activity. NCBI's taxonomy places the organism in Eukaryota, Fungi, Basidiomycota, Agaricomycetes, Agaricales, Physalacriaceae. The transcript is spliced from 11 exons. The record is from RefSeq and is a predicted model, not a curated record. Gene Ontology annotation, cellular component: cytoplasm. Bases 7 to 1080 code for a protein of 357 amino acids.